This is a messenger RNA of Trichomycterus rosablanca, 4313 nucleotides long. It is a transcript of the gene atp8b1, whose product is annotated as ATPase phospholipid transporting 8B1. Lineage: Eukaryota; Metazoa; Chordata; Actinopteri; Siluriformes; Trichomycteridae. Gene Ontology annotation, molecular function: ATPase-coupled intramembrane lipid carrier activity; 2-oxoglutarate-dependent dioxygenase activity; ATP binding. The transcript is spliced from 28 exons. Gene Ontology annotation, biological process: phospholipid translocation; Golgi organization. Gene Ontology annotation, cellular component: plasma membrane; trans-Golgi network. The coding region runs from base 1 to 4113 and encodes 1370 amino acids. The record is from RefSeq and is a predicted model, not a curated record.
AUGAGUCGGCCACGUGUAGAUUCGGAGGAGUCGCUGGGCCCCGAUGAUGAGGUUAUGCCAUACAGUGAUGACGAGACUGAUGACGAAAUAGAACACGAGGAGCAGCCGCCGGUGCAGCCGAGUGCUCCAGCAGCAGAACCUGAGUCAGGGUGGAAAGUCAAGGCAAAUGACAGAGAUUUCUGCAAGUCUCCCGAGUUCCAGAAGAAGGGAAACGGAAUCAGGACGUACAAGUACAACAUGUUCACCUUCCUCCCUCUGAACCUGUACGAGCAGUUUAAAAGAGCCGCCAACUUCUACUUCCUCUGUCUGCUUAUCCUGCAGAUCAUCCCCCAAAUCUCCACCCUGCCCUGGUACACCACACUGGUGCCUCUAGUGCUCGUGCUUGGCAUCACUGGUAUCAAAGACCUGAUGGAUGACCUGGCCCGACAUAAACUGGAUAAUGAAAUCAACAACAGGACCUGUGAGGUUCUCCUGAAUGGCAGGUUUCAGGAAACGAAGUGGAUGGACAUUCAGGUUGGUGACGUGGUCCGACUGAAGAAGAACGACUUCAUACCGGCCGACAUUAUGUUACUAUCCAGCUCCAAUCCAAACAGCCUGUGUUAUGUAGAGACAGCAGAACUGGAUGGUGAAACCAAUCUGAAGUUUAAGAUGGGUUUGAAGGUGACAGACGAGCAGCUGCAGAAAGAAAAUGAGCUGGCAAAGUUUAAUGCCAUGAUUGUGUCUGAGGAGCCAAAUAACCGACUGGACAAGUUUGCUGGAACCAUGAAGUGGAAGGGUGAAGUGUAUCCACUUGAACUGGACAACAUGCUGCUGCGAGGAUGCAAGAUCCGCAACACCAACGAAUCCCACGGACUCGUCAUAUUUGCAGGAGCGGACACAAAGAUCAUGAGGAACGGCGGCAAGACGAGGUUCAAACGCACCAAGAUUGAUUAUCUGAUGAACUACAUGGUGUACACGAUCUUUGUUAUGCUGGUCCUGAUCUGCGCCGGCCUGGCCAUCGGGCACACCUUCUGGUUCGAGGAGAUUGGCAGUAAGGCCUGGUAUCUGUACGAUGGAAAAAAUGAGAGCUCUUCCUACCGGGGGUUUCUCACCUUCUGGGGAUACAUCAUCGUCCUCAACACCAUGGUGCCCAUCUCGCUCUACGUCAGUGUGGAGGUGAUCCGUCUGGGUCAGAGUAAGUUCAUUAACUGGGAUCUGCAGAUGUACUACGCCGAGAAGGACACGGCGGCUAAAGCUCGAACCACCACGCUGAAUGAGCAGCUUGGCCAGAUCGAGUACAUCUUCUCCGACAAGACCGGCACCCUGACGCAGAACAUCAUGGCCUUCAAGAAGUGCAACAUCAGCGGGAAAACAUACGGAAAUGCUACAAGUGCAGAUAAUAAGAUGGUGGACUUCAGCUGGAACAAGUACACCGACAGGAAGUUCCAGUUCUAUGAUAAUAACCUGGUUAACACCAUCCGCUCGAAGCAGGACCCGGAUAUGCUGGAGUUUUUUAAGCUGCUGUCUCUCUGCCACACCGUCAUGGUGGAACAGAAGGACGGCGAACUGGUUUACCAGGCCGCGUCUCCGGACGAGGGCGCUCUGGUCACCGCGGCGAGGUGUUUCGGCUUCGUGUUCCUGCACCGCACUCAGGACAUGAUCACCAUCGACGAGAUGGGAGAGGAGACCACGUACGAGAUGCUCGCUCUCCUCGACUUCAACAGCGACCGCAAACGCAUGUCCAUCGUCCUGAGAUUUCCUGAUGGUCGUAUCCGGCUGUACUGUAAGGGAGCAGAUACGGUGAUCUACCAGCGCCUCAGUCCUGACUCGCCACAUACAGAAAUCACGCAGGACGCUCUGAACAUCUUUGCCAACGAGACCCUGCGCACACUGUGUCUGUGCUAUAAGGACAUCACUCCCGAGGAGUUCGAGGAAUGGAAUCGUCUAAACAAGGAGGCCAGCGUGGCCCUCACCAACCGCGAAGAGGCGCAGGAUCAAGUCUACGAACUCAUCGAGAAUAACCUUAUGAUGAUUGGCGCGACAGCCAUCGAAGACAAGCUACAGGAUGGAGUUCCAGAGACCAUCGCCAAACUAGCCAAGGCCGACAUCAAAAUCUGGGUUCUUACUGGAGACAAGAAAGAGACUGCUGAGAACAUUGGUUACUCGUGUGAGCUGCUGACGGAUGAUAUGCAUCUUCACUACGGAGAUGACGUGAACCAAAUGUUGACGGACAGACAGGCAAGCAGAGGGAAUGAAGCCGGCGAUGGAAAAACUAAGAAGCCGUUUUUCUCGGAUACUGGCAAGAACGCUCUCGUCAUCACUGGAGGCUGGCUGAACGAAAUCCUGUACGAGAAAAAGAAGAAGCGUCGCCGCCUACGUCUGCGCAAACUCGGGAAGCAGAAGACGGCAGCUGACGGACAGCCCAGCAACGACAAGGAGAAGGAGAUACGGCAGCGGGACUUUGUGGACAUGGCCUGCGAAUGCAGCGCCGUCAUCUGCUGCCGCGUCACCCCCAAACAGAAAGCCAACGUGGUGAGCCUGGUGAAGCGCUACAAGAACGCCAUCACGCUGUCCAUUGGGGACGGCGCCAACGACGUCAACAUGAUCAAGACCGCAGACAUCGGUGUGGGCAUCAGUGGGCAGGAGGGAAUGCAGGCCGUGAUGUCCAGUGACUACGCUCUCGCUCAGUUCCGCUACCUCCAACGCCUCCUCCUGGUUCACGGACGCUGGUCCUACAUCCGCAUGUGCAAGUUCCUGCGCUUCUUCUUCUUCAAGAACUUCGCCUUCACCCUCAUUCACUUCUGGUACUCCUUCUUCAGUGGAUUCUCCGCACAGAUUGCCUAUGAGGACUGGUUCAUCACGCUGUACAAUGUGCUGUACAGUAGUUUGCCUGUGCUGCUCGUGGGGCUUCUGGAUCAGGACGUGAACGACAAACUGAGUCUGCGCUUUCCCAAGUUAUACCUGCCGGGCCAGCAAGGGUCGUUGUUUAAUUACAGGAACUUCUUCAUCAGUUUAUUCCAAGGCAUCUUCACGUCUCUGAUCGUCUUCUUCAUUCCGUACGGAGCGUUCCUUCAGACGAUGGGUCAGGAUGGAGAAGCGCCAUCUGAUUACCAGUCCUUCGCCGUGGUAACCGCGUCCUCCCUCAUCAUGAUCGUAAGCCUUCAGAUCUCUUUGGACACCUCGUACUGGACAUUUGUGAACUGCUUUGCUGUGUUGGGCAGUAUAGCCAUUUACUUUGGUAUAAUGUUCGACAUACAGAGCGCAGGAAUACGUGUCAUCUUCCCCACGUUCUUCAAAUUCACUGGUGUUGCCGCAAAUGCUCUGCGCCAGCCGUACCUGUGGCUUACCAUCAUUCUUACAGUUGGCAUCAGCCUCCUGCCAUCCAUGUUCAUCCAGUUCCUCUGUAAGACCAUUUGGCCCUCUGUUGGAGACAAGGUCCAGAGGAACAAGAAGAAGUAUGAACUGGAGGAAGAGGAGAAAAAGAAGAAGGUUCCUGCGUUCCAGCGCGGUGCACGAUCACGUCGUUCUGGAUACGCCUUCUCUCAUUCUCAAGGUUACGGAGACCUCAUCGCAACCGGUCGCAGCGUCCGAAGAAAAAAGGCACCGGUGACCCCUGUGUCCAUCAAUGGGGUCAGUGUGGACACUGUUGAGGACUACAAAUACCUGGGAGUGUACAUAGACAAUAAACUGGACUGGAGUAAAAACACGGAAACCCUCUACAGGAAGGGCCAAAGUCGUCUCUACUUUUUAAGACGGCUAAGGUCUUUCAACAUCUGCAGGACUAUGCUAAAGAUCUUUUAUGAGUCUGUGGUGGCGAGUGCUAUCCUUUAUGCAGUUGCAUGCUGGGGCAGCAGGCUGAAGGUGGCAGAUGCCAACAGACUGAACAAACUGAUCCGUAAGGCCAGUGAUGUGGUGGGUGUGGAGCUGGACUCGCUGACGACAGUGUCAGAGAGGAGGAUGCUGUCUAAGCUGAAGUCCAUUAUGGACAAUACCUCUCACCCGCUGUACAACACACUGGAAAGACGCAGAAGCACGUUCAGUCAAAGACUCAUUCCACCCAAAAGCACCACGGAGCGCCACAGGAGGUCAUUCCUACCUGUGGCCAUCAAACUUUACAACUCCUCACUUAAGUAAUAGACCUUACAAUACGUGCAAUAUGAUAGUUGUAUCAUAAAUAGUGCAAUAUAUGUCACCACUGCAUCUGCCACUUUAUUUUAAGAGCGUUUUAAGUGUAUUUUAAGAGCGUUUUGCCACUUUAUUUUAAGAGCAUUUUUACUUUACUUUACUUUUUAAUAUAUUCUUACCUUUUAAUAUUCUUAAUACAUAUAUACAAU